This is a messenger RNA of Lutra lutra (Eurasian river otter), 1368 nucleotides long. RefSeq names its product plasminogen activator inhibitor 1 RNA-binding protein-like. Gene Ontology annotation, cellular component: nucleus; cytoplasm. The transcript has a single exon. Gene Ontology annotation, molecular function: mRNA 3'-UTR binding. The record is from RefSeq and is a predicted model, not a curated record. Lineage: Eukaryota; Metazoa; Chordata; Mammalia; Carnivora; Mustelidae. The coding region runs from base 60 to 1238 and encodes 392 amino acids.
CUCUUGGCUCAGCGCGGCCCGCUGCAAUCCGUGGAGGAACGCGCCGCCGAGCCACCGUCAUGCCUGGGCACUUACAGGAAGGCUUCGGCUGCGUGGUCACCAACCGAUUCGACCAGUUAUUUGACGACGAAUCGGACCCUUUUGAGGUGUUGAAGGCAGCAGAGAACAAGAAAAAAGAAGCCGGCGGGGGCAGCGUUGGGGGCCCUGGGGCCAAGAGCGCAGCUCAGGCCGCAGCCCAGACCAACUCCAACGCGGCAGGCAAACAGCUGCGUAAAGAGUCCCAGAAAGACCGCAAGAACCCGCUGCCCCCCAACGUUGGCGUGGUUGACAAGAAAGAGGAGACGCAGCCGCCCGUGGUGCUUAAGAAAGAAGGAAUAAGACGUGUUGGAAGAAGACCUGAUCAACAGCUGCAAGGUGAAGGGAAAAUAAUAGAUAGGAGACCAGAAAGGCGACCACCUCGUGAACGACGAUUUGAAAAGCCACUUGAAGAAAAGGGUGAAGGAGGAGAAUUUUCAGUUGAUAGACCGAUUAUUGAUCGGCCCAUCCGAGGCCAUGGUGGUCUUGGAAGAGGUCGAGGAGGCCGUGGACGUGGAAUGGGCCGAGGAGAUGGAUUUGAUUCUCGUGGCAAACGUGAAUUUGAUAGGCAUAGUGGAAGUGAUAGAUCUUCUUUUUCACAUUACAGUGGCCUGAAGCAUGAGGAUAAACGUGGAGGUAGCGGAUCUCACAACUGGGGAACUGUCAAAGAUGAAUUAACUGACUUGGAUCAAUCAAAUGUGACUGAGGAAACACCUGAAGGUGAAGAGCACCCAGUUGCAGACACUGAAAAUAAGGAGAACGAAGUUGAAGAAGUAAAGGAAGAGGGUCCAAAAGAAAUGACUUUGGAUGAGUGGAAAGCUAUUCAAAAUAAGGACCGGGCAAAAGUAGAAUUUAAUAUCCGAAAACCAAAUGAAGGUGCUGAUGGGCAAUGGAAGAAGGGAUUUGUUCUUCAUAAGUCAAAAAGUGAAGAGGCUCAUGCUGAAGAUUCAGUUAUGGACCAUCAUUUCCGGAAGCCAGCAAAUGAUAUAACGUCUCAGCUGGAGAUCAAUUUUGGAGACCUUGGCCGCCCAGGACGUGGUGGCAGGGGAAGACGAGGUGGCCGUGGGCGUGGUGGACGUCCAAACCGUGGCAGCAGAACUGACAAGUCAAGUGCUUCUGCUCCUGAUGUAGAUGACCCUGAGGCAUUCCCAGCUCUGGCGUAACUGGAUGCCAUAAGACAACCCUGGUUCCUUUGUGGACCCUCCCAUCUGAGGUUUUGCAUGCUUAAGGAUCCCAAACAACUUAAGAACUUAAAAAAAAAAAAAAAAGACUGUCAUUCAUACCAUUCACACC